This is a messenger RNA of Yamadazyma jaroonii, 438 nucleotides long. Lineage: Eukaryota; Fungi; Ascomycota; Pichiomycetes; Serinales; Debaryomycetaceae. The record is from the annotation of a GenBank genome assembly.
AUGGGAAGAUCUUAUUCAGUUUCUGAUCUUAAAUUUAUUAAACCUUCAACCCUUUACUCAUGGUUUAAAGGUGGGAGUCCCGGUAAAUUUGCCGUGGUAGAUGUAAGAGAUUCCGAUUAUGUCGGAGGUCACAUCAAAGGGUGUUAUCAUUAUCCCGCAGGUAAUUUUGAAGAGACUUUACCAGACUUGAGGAAAAGAUUGAUGCAAGAUGGUGUACAAGACGUGAUAUUCCAUUGUGCAUUAUCACAGGUUAGAGGUCCAUCAUCAACUUUGAGGUUUUUAAGAUCUUUAAAUGAUGUCAAAGACCCUAAGCAGAUCGAAUUCUUCAAUCAAUUGAGUGUUUGGGUUUUGAAUGGAGGUUUUACCAAAUGGCAGGAGAAGUAUGGGGAUGACAAAUCUGUAACCGAAGGUUACGAUAAGGAGAUUUGGCAAAUUUAA